This is a messenger RNA of Herpailurus yagouaroundi (jaguarundi), 4216 nucleotides long. RefSeq names its product cullin 4B (gene CUL4B). Gene Ontology annotation, cellular component: cullin-RING ubiquitin ligase complex. NCBI's taxonomy places the organism in Eukaryota, Metazoa, Chordata, Mammalia, Carnivora, Felidae. Gene Ontology annotation, biological process: ubiquitin-dependent protein catabolic process. The transcript is spliced from 21 exons. The record is from RefSeq and is a predicted model, not a curated record. Bases 210 to 2915 code for a protein of 901 amino acids. Gene Ontology annotation, molecular function: ubiquitin protein ligase binding.
UCCCCUUCAGGCUCCUUCCCGCUGCUUCUCCCGCCACCUUCCCCCCUACCCCGCCCGCCUCGCGUUCAGAAAGCUCCAAUCAGGAGCUCGGGAGGUGUCUAGAAAGCCCGCCCCCUCCUCCCUUUCCACUUCUCUUACCCCCCUUUUCUCCCUCCCCCACCCCCCCCACUCAAGUCCUGCGGACCUGGGGGCUUUGGGAUCUGGGCGCUAUGAAAAGUGUCUGCCCAGUCACUUCCGGUUUUUCUUCCCCCAAUCCCUCAGCUGCUGCUGCUGCUCAGGAGGUCAGAUCUGCCACUGAUGGUAAUACCAGCACCACUCCGCCCACCUCUGCCAAGAAGAGAAAGUUAAACAGCAGCAGCAGUAGCGGCAGUAAUAGUAGUAACGAGAGAGAAGACUUUGAUUCCACCUCUUCCUCUUCCACUCCUCCUUUACAACCCAGGGAUUCGGCAUCCCCUUCAACCUCGUCCUUCUGCCUGGGGGUUUCAGUGGCUACUUCCAGCCACGUACCGAUACAGAAGAAGCUGCGUUUUGAAGACACCCUGGAGUUUGUAGGGUUUGAUGCGAAGAUGGCUGAGGAAUCCUCCUCUUCUUCCUCCUCAUCUUCACCAACUGCUGCAACAUCUCAGCAGCAGCAACUUAAAAAUAAGAGUAUAUUAAUCUCUUCUGUGGCUUCGGUGCAUCAUGCAAACGGCCUAGCCAAAUCUUCUACCACCACUUCUAGCUUUGCUAACAGCAAGCCUGGCUCUGCUAAGAAGUUAGUGAUCAAGAACUUUAAAGAUAAGCCUAAAUUACCAGAGAACUACACAGAUGAAACAUGGCAGAAACUGAAAGAAGCGGUGGAAGCUAUCCAGAAUAGUACUUCGAUUAAGUACAAUUUAGAAGAACUCUAUCAGGCUGUGGAAAAUCUCUGUUCCUACAAGAUUUCUGCAAACUUGUACAAACAGCUGAGACAGAUUUGUGAAGAUCACAUCAAAGCACAAAUUCAUCAGUUCAGAGAGGAUUCAUUGGAUAGUGUUCUUUUUCUAAAGAAGAUUGAUAGAUGCUGGCAAAACCACUGCAGACAAAUGAUCAUGAUUAGAAGCAUUUUUUUGUUUCUGGAUAGAACUUACGUUCUUCAGAAUUCAAUGCUACCCUCGAUUUGGGACAUGGGACUAGAGUUAUUUAGGGCUCAUAUUAUAAGUGAUCAGAAAGUCCAGAAUAAGACAAUUGAUGGCAUUCUUCUCUUGAUUGAGAGGGAAAGGAAUGGUGAAGCAAUUGAUAGAAGUUUACUCCGAAGCCUUUUGAGUAUGCUGUCUGACUUGCAAAUUUAUCAGGAUUCUUUUGAACAACGGUUUUUGGAAGAAACUAACCGGCUCUAUGCAGCUGAAGGCCAAAAAUUAAUGCAGGAAAGAGAGGUUCCUGAAUAUCUUCAUCAUGUUAACAAACGUCUAGAAGAAGAAGCAGACAGACUUAUUACUUACUUAGAUCAGACCACCCAGAAGUCCUUAAUUGCUACUGUAGAAAAGCAACUUCUAGGUGAACACUUAACAGCAAUUCUUCAGAAAGGUUUAAAUAACCUCCUUGAUGAAAACCGAAUUCAAGAUUUAUCUCUCCUGUAUCAGCUCUUUAGUAGAGUUCGAGGUGGAGUUCAGGUUCUCUUGCAACAGUGGAUUGAAUACAUUAAGGCAUUUGGCAGCACUAUUGUAAUUAAUCCUGAAAAAGAUAAAACCAUGGUUCAAGAAUUACUGGAUUUUAAAGAUAAGGUUGACCAUAUAAUUGAUAUUUGUUUUCUGAAAAAUGAAAAAUUCAUCAAUGCCAUGAAAGAAGCAUUUGAGACAUUCAUUAACAAAAGACCAAACAAACCUGCUGAACUUAUAGCUAAGUAUGUAGAUUCAAAGCUUCGCGCAGGCAACAAAGAAGCUACAGAUGAAGAACUUGAAAAAAUGUUGGAUAAAAUUAUGAUCAUAUUUAGAUUUAUCUAUGGUAAGGAUGUUUUUGAGGCCUUCUAUAAGAAAGAUUUAGCCAAGCGCCUGUUAGUUGGGAAAAGUGCAUCUGUAGAUGCUGAAAAAUCAAUGUUGUCCAAACUUAAACAUGAAUGUGGAGCUGCUUUCACCAGCAAACUUGAAGGAAUGUUUAAAGACAUGGAACUUUCUAAAGACAUCAUGAUUCAGUUCAAACAGGUAAAAUAUAUGCAAAACCAGAAUGUACCUGGGAAUAUUGAAUUAACUGUGAAUAUCCUGACAAUGGGUUAUUGGCCAACAUAUGUGCCUAUGGAAGUCCACUUACCACCAGAGAUGGUAAAACUUCAGGAGAUUUUCAAGACAUUUUACCUAGGCAAACAUAGCGGCAGGAAACUUCAGUGGCAGUCAACCCUAGGACACUGUGUGCUAAAGGCAGAAUUUAAAGAGGGUAAAAAAGAACUCCAGGUCUCUCUCUUUCAAACCCUGGUGCUGCUAAUGUUUAAUGAGGGAGAGGAGUUCAGUUUAGAAGAGAUCAAGCAGGCUACUGGAAUAGAGGAUGGAGAAUUAAGGAGAACACUGCAGUCAUUGGCCUGUGGCAAAGCUAGAGUUCUGGCAAAAAAUCCAAAGGGCAAAGAUAUUGAAGAUGGUGACAAGUUCAUUUGUAAUGAUGAUUUCAAACACAAACUUUUCAGGAUAAAGAUCAAUCAAAUCCAGAUGAAAGAAACGGUUGAAGAACAAGCAAGCACUACAGAAAGAGUAUUUCAGGACAGACAGUACCAAAUUGAUGCUGCAAUUGUUCGAAUCAUGAAGAUGAGAAAGACGCUUAGCCACAAUCUUCUUGUUUCAGAAGUGUACAACCAGUUGAAAUUUCCAGUAAAGCCUGCUGAUCUUAAGAAGAGAAUAGAAUCCUUAAUUGAUCGGGAUUACAUGGAAAGAGAUAAAGAAAAUCCAAACCAAUACAAUUAUAUUGCAUAAACAUUGGCCUCUGAGUAUUUGGUAUCAUAUACAGUAGCAGUGGAUAAACUAACCUGUUGAUCCUAUAUUAUUUGACUUCUUUUAUACUACCAAUGACCAAAUGAAGCAGUGUAAUGGAAAUAGUUGAGUCGACUUUUUCAGUGGUUAACAUGCCCAUUUAAAGAGUUAAUACUUAACCUUUAAGAAGAAUGUUGUUGAACUCUUUGCAUGUUAUUUAGUAUGAUGUGCAGAAAAUUCUUAAGAAAGUACCUGGUCUUCAUGAUUCCUCUUUGGAACUGGGGAAGAGGUCCCUAAGGCUAUUAAAAAAAAAGAGGGGGGGUUCUUAUACACCAUUAAUUAUGAAGCAAAAGGUUUAUUUGCUUAAAAUGUCAUUUAAAGAUACUUAAACUGCAUGCAAACUUUAUUUACUGUACAGAGUUCUGGAUGUAUUUAUCAAAUAGAAAAACCACCCUGGACUUGGUUGUUCACAUGUUUUGUGAUUUCCCUUGAAAAGAAAAAGAAGUUGUCGUACCUAUUGAUAUUUUACUAAGUAAUGUUCUGUUACACUGAAAGGGAUGUUUAAAAAAAACUUAUUUGGAAACAAGUUUUCAAGUAGAGGGACAGUUGCUUAUGUAAUCUCUUGUAUAUACACAUCCUAAGGUGUUCCAUCUAUGACUGUGGGAUGUGUGUAUAUGGCUUAGCCCUGAGUUUACUGUUCUGAUUAACAGGUACUUAUAAAAAUAGCUGAAAUAGAAAAUUGCUGAUCAGCUGUACUGGAAGAUAUGGUAAGAGAGAAAAAAAAUCCAACUCGUCAUAUGAAAAGUGAAUACAAUAUGAACAUUGCAAAAGAGACCAAAACCCAUGUGUUUUGUAAAUUUUUACAGAAGCAAAAAUCAUCAACUAGUUUUCAACUUCCUUUAGACUUUAAUGUUGUUUGGACAGUUUUAUCUUUAACUUGGACCAAUUGUUAGAUUGUUACAGGCUUCCUAGGAUUUAGCAUUCCUAUUUUCUCUACCAAAGUUUUUUUGGGAAGCACCCCAACUCCUUUUUGUUGCUAAAUAAACCUUUCAUCCUUCUUCUGACUUCCUAAAGAUCUAGAUAUAAAGGUCCUCUCCCUUUGUUUUCCCUAUAUACCUCCUAGUCAGGAAUUCCAAAAUCUGUAUUAUGUUCAUCUUACUCCUUUCAAAAUUUCUUGAAGAGUUCUCAUAGCCAGCCACUGGACAUCUACUUUUCAGGGGAAUGUCCUAGGAUUGUUCAUACAUAGAAAAUAGCAAAAGUAUUGUUAUUCAAAUUGGUAAUGUGAGUAAAAAGGCUUCUCUGUA